Priceomyces carsonii is the source of this 1575-nucleotide messenger RNA. It is a transcript of the gene ERG11, whose product is annotated as sterol 14-demethylase. Lineage: Eukaryota; Fungi; Ascomycota; Pichiomycetes; Serinales; Debaryomycetaceae. Gene Ontology annotation, molecular function: oxidoreductase activity, acting on paired donors, with incorporation or reduction of molecular oxygen; monooxygenase activity; iron ion binding. The record is from RefSeq and is a predicted model, not a curated record. Bases 1 to 1575 code for a protein of 524 amino acids. The transcript has a single exon.
AUGGCGAUUAGUGAUUAUUUGACCAGAAUGUACGAGGGGUUCCUUACGCUUCCCUUGUUGCAUCAAGUAACACUAGUUAUCUUAGCACCGUUCGUUUACAAUUUAAUUUGGCAGCUAAUGUGGUCUUUAAGAAGCGAUAGGGUCCCAUUGGUUUUUCAUUGGUUUCCAUGGAUUGGGUCUGCAGUUGGAUAUGGUAUGCAGCCUUACGUUUUUUUUGAGAGCUGUAGAGCGAAGUAUGGCGAUGUUUUUGCAUUUGUUUUGUUGGGGAAGGUAAUGACCGUGUAUUUGGGCCCAAAAGGACAUGAAUUUGUUUUAAACUCUAAGUUAGCUGACGUGAGUGCCGAGGAUGCCUACAAGCAUUUGACUACACCUGUAUUUGGCAAGGGUGUUAUUUAUGACUGUCCCAACUGGAAAUUAAUGGAACAAAAGAAAUUUGCUAAGAAUGCAUUAACAAAAGAAUCUUUCAGAACAUACGUUCCAAAAAUUUUAGAAGAGGUUUUAAAUUAUUUUGCUACGUCGGAGAACUUUAAACUUAAAGAAAACGAAAAAGGGAUCACUAAUGUUAUGGAAUCGCAACCCGAAAUCACCAUAUUUACUGCUUCAAGAUCAUUAUUGGGUGAUGAAAUGAGACGCAAGUUCGACAAGUCUUUCGCUAAGCUUUACUCCGAUUUAGAUAAAGGAUUUACUGCAAUUAAUUUUGUUUUUCCGAACUUACCUCUUCCACAUUAUUGGAAGAGAGAUGAAGCACAGCAAAAGGUGUCGGCAACGUAUAUGUCUCUUAUCAAUAAAAGAAGAGAAACAAAUGAUGUUGAUCCUAAGAGGGACUUGAUCGAUUCACUCAUGACAAACUCUACUUAUAAAGACGGUUUUAAAAUGACAGAUCAAGAGAUUGCCAAUUUGCUUAUUGGUGUCUUGAUGGGUGGACAACAUACCUCGGCCUCUACUUCUGCGUGGUUCUUAUUGCAUUUAGCAGAGCAACCACAUUUGCAAGAUGAAUUAUAUGACGAAGUCAUGUCUGUCUUAAAUGAAAAGGGCGGUAAUAUCAACGAUUUGUCAUAUGAUGACUUACAAAGCAUGCCUUUAAUCAACAAGACAAUCAAGGAGACAUUGAGAAUGCACAUGCCUCUUCAUUCCAUUUUCAGAAAAGUUAAGCAUUCCUUAUUGGUUCCUAACACUCUGUAUGUUGUUCCAAAGGGUCAUUACGUUUUAGUCAGUCCGGGUUAUGCCAUGACAAACGACAGAUGGUUUCCCGAAGCUUCAAAGUUCAACCCACAUAGAUGGGAUCAAAUAUCUAAUAAGAACACCGAAGAAGCGACUAUCGACUACGGAUUUGGAAGUAUCUCAAAGGGUGUUUCAUCACCCUACUUACCAUUCGGGGGAGGUAGACACCGUUGUAUUGGUGAGCAGUUUGCUUUCGUUCAAUUGGGAACUAUAUUAUGCACUUAUGUUUACAAUCUCAGAUGGACUUUGACGAAUGGCAAACAGAUUCCAGACGUUGACUAUGCGUCCAUGGUUACUUUACCCACAGAACCUGCGGAUAUAGCUUGGGAAAAGAGAGAGACAUGCAUUCUUUGA